Molecule: messenger RNA, 3546 nt
Organism: Polypterus senegalus (gray bichir)
Lineage: Eukaryota; Metazoa; Chordata; Cladistia; Polypteriformes; Polypteridae
Product: transmembrane protein 74
Exons: 2
Coding region: 197-1039 (280 amino acids)
Source: RefSeq, a predicted model, not a curated record
ACUCAUUGAGCGCCACAGCGAGGCAGCCAAAGCCCAGCGUGGGAGGGACUACGGCGUGCGCUGGGCUUUUCAAUGAUCUCCCGGUGAAGGGCAGCUGGAGAGCCGCUGGCUUCGAAACUGAAACAAGGGGUCUGGAAGAUGACGUGAGUGAAAGCAGCGCCAAAGGGGAAACGGGAAAAAAAAUUAAAUAAAUCAGAUGGCUUCACUGGAAUUGGUUUGCCUUAAUAAAGAAAACAACCUGCCCGAUGCCAAGCACGACAGCGACUGGGUCGUCAGCGCACUUUACAGCUACAAGGAGCGGGGGGUCGCGUGCGGCGAGCAGCAGUGUCACUCUGCGCUAAGAGCCGCUGUCGGCGACGGAGCGCUCACUUCAGCACCAAGGACAGCGACCAGUAAGGGCGCGCCGCCCCAGCCCCUCGGCAGGGACACCAGGGCGUGCUGCUGCGAGCACGAACUGGAGGAGACCGCGUUCACGUACGUGGAUGAAAACGUCAAUCUGCAGCUCGCCGGCUCGCAUUUAGCCCCCAAAAGCCAUUACGAGCAAGUGGACCCCAGCCGCCCGCAUGAAAUCCAACAGGAAGCUCCGCCGGACUUGUCGCUCAUGUCGGAUGAUGAAACUUCUUCGGAGGCUUCGGGGAAAUCGGUCGACUACGGCUUCAUCAGCGCGGUCACGUUUCUCGUGACGGGGAUCUCCUUGGUUGUUAUUUCCUAUGCAGUACCUCGAGAUGUCAACGUGAAUCCCGACAGCGUGUCGGCGAGGGAAAUGGAGAGGCUGGAGAACGAGAGCGCCAGGGUGGGAGCUCAUCUGGACCGGUGUGUGAUCGCGGGGCUCUGCCUGCUCACCCUGGGCGGGGUUGUGCUGUCCACGUUGCUCAUGAUAUCCAUGUGGAAGGGGGAGAUCUACAGGAGGAAAGCUCUGGCUUAUUCCAAAGAGUCCGCUAAACUCUACGGCUCGAUUCAUUUCCACAUGGACUCGAGUUCGCAUGGCGCUACCUCGCAGACGUGCAUAGUGGAGGAAGACGCCGUGACCGUCGAAUGAAGAGCUGGCAGAUGUGGCCGUCGGCUCCAUGGGGCCUGUUCGCUCAUUUCGGUGUCAUUCAGUGCGUUGGAGUGAUGAGCGUCAGCGUUAAGUGAACACUGGAAGGGUGGGCUCUGGUAAAGGUGGGCUCGACCUCUCAUCUCACGUGAAAUGAUCCAGCAGGUCUUAGUUACCUUCGUAGUUACAUAAACCUCAACAUUUUUCAAUACUUUUAGAUUUACAAUUUUAGCAUAUUUAUCCUACCCUUUUAAGCAUCCUGUAGAUAUAUACAUAUAUAUUUUUUCUGACAGAUGAAUGGGGUGGGGUGGGAUGGGAUGGGAUGGGGGGCUUCCGACCACUGACUGUUUUAAAUGCCAUUUCUACCCUCUUAAAUGCCAAAGUGGCUCCUUAGCGUGACAUCGUGGGGGGCACUGCAGCUACUCAACUCACCCCACAGAGGGCUGCAGUGAGCUCAGGUUUUGGUUCCAUCCAGUUUCUUGAGGUUGAUCGGACCCCUUUCCUGAAGGAAUACUCCAACCCAAAAUGCUAAAUUCAGUGCUGGUUGAAGCCCAUUUGGAUCCCUAAGGUCGAGCAGCACCCCUCGUUGUCCAUACCAGGCAGUCAGUAGUAGACUUUUGACUUUGACCAGGGAGGGAGCCCCCCUCGGUGUCCGGAGUGCGUGCCGAUUCAGUCACACAAUUGGUGUCACUCUGUGUCCUAACCAGAGACUCUUAACAGUGUGCACCUCUUCACUUUCACAAGCAGCACCCCUAGUGGCCUGACUGGUUUAGGCUGUAAUCACCAUUUUGAAUUUUCUGGUGUGGGCGCCCACAAGAAGCACCGCUGGGUAAACCCGCCACAGUCUAACUUUUUUUAUGUUACUUAUCCCAUGUAAUUUGUAGUGAAAAAAAAUUGGAGAAUGAAGAUAACAAAGUGUUGGAUGGAAAAGGUGUCGAUGGAAACCAACAGCAAACCAAAUGAAAAACAUCCUUGAAAACAUCUCAUGAAAGUCGUGUCACCAAAUCCACAUUUGUGUUAACCAGUUGUACACUCAAAACAUGCAAACACAUGCUUAUUGCCUCAUGGGAUUGCAGACCCGCCUCUCCCCCUCAUUCAUUGGUCAAGAAUCCUGUCGAUUCCAUUCAAAAAGUCGGUCCCAUGAGGCUUCAGUUUCCUGUCUAUGAAGCGCUCUGAUUAUUCCAGGAGUAUCUGUUUAAUAAGAGAUAUGCCAGGUGCACAUUUAGAGCACACAACUGGGGAACGGACACGUGGAUUAUGGGACUGGAGUUACAGCAGAUUUUUUUUUUUUUCGUUUUUUUCCAUCAAUGUUUUUCACAUCACACAGCACGCUGGUCAUUAUUGACCUCUGUUAAGUCACAAAUUUUUUUCACUCCUUCAUGAAAAGGUGGGAUUCCACAUUUUUUCAGCCACCAGCAUAAAGUACGCUGGGAAAAUAAAGUACGUGGGAGAAAUGUAUUCAUUUUAUUUAUUUAUGUAUUUAUUUAUUUUUUAAAUUUAUUUAUUUCUGAAAGCUGAAUUGUUUUCAUUGCUUCUUCUAUACUCUUAAAAACCGGGGUGCUAAAACGGCUCGUCAGAGGGACCCCAAACUUAGCCCACAGGGGGCGGCAGCAGGCCCAGGGGUUUUGUUCCAGCCAUUAUCUGCCUUUCUAAAGGAAUGAGUCAACCAUACAUGAGAUCUAUAACUUUAUAUAUUUACUUAUUUUUUUUACCUGCCCCAUGCUUUGCGCCCUCCCCCACCAUAACCGUCUAUGGAGGAGGAGCCAAAGCUUUCGAUUUGAUGGAUCUCAACUUUUCUGGGUCCCCUGACACUCAAAACCUCAAACUCGAUGAUGUGUGUGUGUGUUUCUUCACAGUUUCUUGAGCUAAAACAGCCGGAUGGAAAAAUCCCAAACUUAAAACUUAAGCCUGUGAUGAGAUGACGAUGUGCGGAUUCGUUUUUGAGCCAAAUCAUGCAAGAAGAAGAGGCACUCGAGAGGAACCCUCAAAUAGCGUCAUUCUGCAAUGAAUGACAAAUUCUUCUCAUCAAUUGCUAUCGUAACGACUUGUUUUAUGAUUUCGAGCGGUAGAUAAUUACUGAAACGUUAGAGAAGAGUUUCGGUAACUUGCUUCCUAGGGGCUCAAAGCCUGCUGACAUUCACGUCCAAAUUUUUCUUUAGUUUUUCCCAAAAUGGAGACAGAAAAGUGUAUUACGUCAAACAAGUCCAUGGUGCCCAAUGCCGAACAACAGCAGACCGUCCAGAUUCGGUUUGGGUGAUUUUAUUUUGUCAAUUCUACGUCUUGGCCGCGAUUUUCAGGUCCUUCUAUUUGAGAGCCGUCAUUAGCGCCACGUCAUGCUUUUUAAGGGGUGUGGCCUCGAGGGGCGUGACCCCCAAGUAAUCGGUGCAACGGGAUUGGAAGCUUGGCUGGGGACGCUCUUUGUUAUCCAAUCAGUGGAUAACAACACAACAACAACAUUUAUUUCUGUCGCACAUUUUCAUACAAAUAGUAGCUCAAAGUGCUUUACGUAA